GGGUGCUCGUCACGGCCUGACCAUGAGCGCCAAGCUGGCGCGCCUGGAGGAGCAGGAGCGAGCGUUCCUGGCCACGUACCGACACAGGGAGCAGCAGCAGCACCCCCCAGAGAGCAGCCCCCCAGCAGAGAGGGGAGAAGAGGAGGUGGAGGAAGAGGAAGAGGAAGGGAAGGCUGCAAAGAGGAAGAAGAAGAAGAAGAAGAAGAAGGAGGAGGAGGACAAAGAGCCAGUCGAGACAGAGGUACCUCUGCUAGACACAGAUGGGCCAGAUGAGGCCGGGCAUAGCCCCAGGAAAAAGAGGAAGAAGAGGACGAAGGAGCCAGAGUGA
Apaloderma vittatum (bar-tailed trogon) is the source of this 328-nucleotide messenger RNA. RefSeq names its product G patch domain containing 4 (gene GPATCH4). The annotation marks the transcript as partial. The transcript has 2 exons. NCBI's taxonomy places the organism in Eukaryota, Metazoa, Chordata, Aves, Trogoniformes, Trogonidae. The record is from RefSeq and is a predicted model, not a curated record.